UAAAAGGUGCAUUUGUCAUUUGGGUGAUAUCAAAGCACAAACAGUUGUAAAGGUAUCGACGUAACACUUACAAUGUUCCGAAUAAUGGUGGUUAUAUCCUCCGUUUUGAUCUUCCCUCUUGUCAUGGCUUAUGAUAUGAAAUUUGGUUAUCAAAUAAGCGAAGGCAAUGCACGAUUUAUUGAAGACAUAGAAACGAAUCUUGGGACAAAUAUAGUAAAAAUCCAUACUCCGGCACACAAUAAUGUUAUGGAAUCCUACCUGAUGCAAGACUUUCAGAGGAGUUUGCAAAUCACCUGCCUUCCAUCACUGAAUCACUGUAGACUCAGGGAGAUUGAUAGCGAAAUUGGUGUUGAUGCUGGUAAAAUUUCAGAGGCGUUUGUUUACAGCUGGAACAAGGGAAUUAACAGCAUAUCAAAGUCAACGUCUAGAGUGGUAACAGAAUUGUAUUAUGUUGAUGGCGAUGAAGUCACUGACACAGUUUCGCUUGGAGAAGAUUUGAGACAGUUUUAUCAAGGUUUCGGAUACAAGCUGUAUCUUGAAAAGAAGAUACCACAAGACGCUAAAAUACUUAACAUAACACGUCCUACAGGAAAACGUGUAAAAAGAAUGACCACUCUGAACUUUGAUUGUGGUGACGAUGGAAUUCAAAUACUGUAUGGGCUUGAUGAAGGAACAAACUGCAAUUAUCUUAAGAUAUGCAAGGAAGCUGUAGUUAGAAACGGUCAGGCAAUAUUGACGGAUUGUGGUGAUAUUCACAUCACUUCGCCUAUGGUUUACAAGUGUCUAUGUUGUGCCGGGGUCACAGAGAUAAAUUUGGGUGCAGACAACUGUCGAUGUAAUGAAAUGAAACAAGAUAGAGUACUGGGACAUGCAACCCUUACGGAAUAGUUAACAUGAUAUUGUCAUCUUAACAGAAAUUUUAUUUAGACAUAAUAAACUGUGACAUCAAUCGUA
Messenger RNA from Mytilus trossulus (common blue mussel), 954 nucleotides. RefSeq lists its product as uncharacterized. The record is from RefSeq and is a predicted model, not a curated record. NCBI's taxonomy places the organism in Eukaryota, Metazoa, Mollusca, Bivalvia, Mytilida, Mytilidae. The transcript is spliced from 7 exons. Bases 73 to 888 code for a protein of 271 amino acids.